This is a messenger RNA of Scylla paramamosain (green mud crab), 642 nucleotides long. RefSeq lists its product as uncharacterized. The transcript has 3 exons. Bases 88 to 606 code for a protein of 172 amino acids. The record is from RefSeq and is a predicted model, not a curated record. Lineage: Eukaryota; Metazoa; Arthropoda; Malacostraca; Decapoda; Portunidae.
CUCGUGUAUCUAAUAGUAUCAUCAGCCUACAGAGGCUCUCUCAUCUCUCAUCUGGUAGUGGAAAGUAAAUCAUCCGUUAUAAACAGCAUGGAGGAGCUGGCGGAGCGGGGAAAGACUCAAGGCUGGGUCUGGGGCGUCUCAGCAGUUCCAAUGACCGGCGCACAUAGACCGUUUUUUGCCUCCAAUCCUAAUCCAGCCGUGGUUGAAGUUUACAAGCACUUCGAGUUUGUCGAAAAUGAAGAAGGACUGGCACGAGUCUUGGAAGGCGGUUUCUCAUACAUCGAAAACUAUUACUUCACCAAAACACUGGUGUCCACGUACUACACGGACAGGACAGGCUACACCCCUGUCCACAUCAGCACCACCCGCUACCCGAUGUACGGUGGCAACGGCUGGGCAUUCCGGAAAGGGGCGCCCUUCCGCUCACGCAUCAAUAACGGCAUACAGCGGUUCCUGGACGCGGGGCUCAUCACGACGUGGAUGGAUGAAGUCAUUCUUUCCAAAGUCAGAAGGGAACGGGAGGCACUAAAGGAGAAAGACGUUGGAUCGCAGCUCACUCUCGAAACAGUAACUAUCUAUGCAUGCACUAAAUUGCAACGUACUUGAGUCCAGUAAACGUAUAGAUUCCAAGUUAACGUGGAU